AAAUUAGAUUUAACUUAUCCACAAUACUUUGACAUGGGUUCUUUAUAAACUUGAGUCCAACUUGAAGGCGGUGGCAAGCUGCGUGGCAUGGAUGUUUGGGGGGGGAGUUCUCUGUGUGAGCCUGCGCACAAACAGAGCACGGAGGCACAGAACGAGACGUGAAACCUAUCAUCUCAUUUGUGCCGAUUCCAGCGGAUUUUUCAGCUACUGUAGUAAAUCUGGUCCAUAUUCAGUUUGUGGGUAAUCUAUUAUUUUCUUUCUCAACUGCUAAAAGUUUGACUUAAGGGGCCAGGACGUUUGUUUAAGUCAUACAUGCAAACCCUCCCGAUUUCAGUGCCACUCCCUUAAAUCUGUCGGAGUCACCAUUCUCCCGAAUUUUUCCUGAUUUUCCACCCGGACGGCCCAGCCAAUUCCAGUUUGCAACAAUGGCGGCAGCUACUUAAUUUUAAUAUUACUCUUAUUACUCUUUCUGGGUCGCAAAAUAAACCUUUAACAUAUUUUCAGGUGAGAAUGUAACUGUGUAAACUUCAAAUAUCUGAGCCGAGGAGAACAGCAAACUCCUGGCACAUCGUUUUCAAACCUCCCGCGGUCUUUCGCUACUCAGGUUAAACAUCUUAUGCAAGUCACUUAGAUAACUUAAAAAUGUUGUUUAUAAUGCAGUUUAGCGAUAGUUUUCUGGUAUUUCUGAUAUUUUGCAUUGGGGGGCUCUUCAACUGGCAGGGAGGUUUUUUCAUCCUUGCAGGAGUUCAGUCUGCAGGUGGGGGAGAGAUGUAGGAGAGGUGGAGAAUGGACUUAACCUGGGUGUCUGUUGUCUUGUGUAGCCUGGGAGAUGAUUGAAUGAUGUUGUCCAGUCUGUAACAACUGAAAAUAAAAUAAAUAAUAACAACAAAGGUCGAUCAAAUGGACCAAUACGGCAAGGCUGUGAUGAUCCCCUUGGUAAAGUAAAUCUGUUGGGUAUCUUUGUUGGCCUUCAGACAUCAAUUCUGACAGCUAAAGAACCAAUCGGGACAGGCAAAAAAAAAAAAAAGAAUCAGGCAAAGGGCUAACUAUACUAUGGAAAUGGGAUGGGAAUUGUUCCAAAGUAGGGGAUCUUCUGGAAUACACAUUAGCCUCACAUACACAUACACAUGAGUCUCAUUAGAAUACUGCUCUGCUCUCAAGGUCACAACCUUGUGUGGGUCACUUCUGUUCCAGUUGUAUAUCAAAGCUUGAUCAUUUUGUCUGCAUUUGCUACCUCAUGACCCGACCCUUUGAAGUUUUCUCAGUCACUGCUGUGGCUUUCGUGUCAUGCCAUAAACAGAACACCCUGCUUUCAGCACAACUUACAACACCUCCUCCCUGAAAGCAGAGGAUGCUACUUCCUCUGGUUUUGGUAACUUAAACACAGAUAACCAAAAUCUAUCGUCAGAGUCGGACAGCAGCAGAAGAAAUGAGACAGACAACUUUCCUUCAAGCGUUUGACACAAAGAUGGAAAAUAUGACUGAAUAUGAAGAUUACCUUGACUAUGGCGAAUACACAGAAGCUGUACAAUGCACCAGGGACAAUGACAACAAACUGGGAGCGCUGCUGUCCAUCCUUUACUACUUCAUGUUUACCUUCAGUGUCAUUUGCAACGGGAUAGUCCUCCUCAUCAUCCGUCGGUUUGAUCAGCUGACCACUGUGACCAACAUCUUGCUGCUGAACCUUGUGAUGUCCUCCCUGAUCUUCAUGAUCAGCCUUCCUUUCAUGGCAGUCUACAUGCAGCUCUCUAACUGGAUCUUUGGCGAAGUUAUGUGCAAGAUUGUUAGUACUGUCUACUAUCUGGGUUUUUACAGCUCGGUACUCUUUCUAGCCCUUCUGACCUUUGAUCGAUACCUUGCAAUUCAGCACCCGUUGAAUGACUCACAAGUAAGAAAUCGAAAGUAUGCAGGAAUCUCCUGCAGUGUUGUGUGGCUAGUCAGUGGGUUAGCAUGUAUCAGACCAAUGAUUAUCUAUAGUAGUUUCUUUUCUAGUCUUGAUAACAAAACUUUUUGUGAGGAGUACCCUCGAAACCUUACCUAUGUCGAUAUGGACCAGCUGAGAAAAUCUGGGUUUUACCUUCAGCUUACUGUUUUCUUUAUUUUCCCACUGGUUGUUAUUGUCUACUGCUACAGUAGGAUUGCAAUCACUGUUAUGUCAUUCAGGAUUGCAGGCAAAUUCAAGACAGUCAGGCUCAUCUUCAUCAUUGUGCUGUUGUUUUUCAUGUGCUGGACUCCUUUCAACGUUGUACACUUGAUGCACAUAAACAAUGAAGCUGUGUGUAGUUGUGAGGACGAACAGAAACUGGGUUAUGCACUUCAAAUUACUCGCACCAUUGCCUACUUUUACUUUUGUAUCAGUCCUGUAUUCUAUACUUUUGUUGGGAAGAAAUUCCAGAACCACUUCAGGCAUCUGCUGGUGAAACACUUCCCAAAAUUAAAGAGGCAUUUGUCUGUUAGUCAAAACAGCAGAAGCUACAUGUACACAAAAACUACACCAAAUGAUUAUAGGGAUAUUUAGCAAACCAGCUUACGACCAUACCAGUACUUGGAUGGGAGACCGCCUGGGAAUACUAGGUGUUGUAAGCCCGUGCAGCAUGGUGGCACGGUGGUUAGCACUGUUGCUGCACAGCAAGAAGGUCCUGAGUUCAAUUCCACCAUCAGGCCAGGACCCUUCUGUGUGGAGUUUGCAUGUUCUCCCUGUGUUUGCGUGGGUUCUCCCUGGGUACUCCUGCCUUCACCCACAGUCCAAAGACAUGCAGUUAGUGGGGACAGGUUAAUUGGAAACACUAAAUUGCCCAUAGCUGUGAAUGCGAAUGCGAUUGGUUGUCUCCUGUCUCUGUGUUAGCCCUGCGUAACUUCUAUAUCUUGAUUAUUUGAGCCAAAGUCCUUAAACCAAAAAUCUAAUUGCAGAAAUUUUUGAAAUUUCAGUUCAUGUAGCUCCUGCUAUCAACCACAAACCUAGUUUGCCAUUAAAUGAUUUGUCCCUAAAGGAAAAUAAUCCCUUUGUUCUCUGUAUAUUCUGUACAUAGACUUAUAAAAAAUGGUAUAUAAGCUUUAAAAGAUUUAUUUUUAUUUUAUUCUGAUCAUGGCUGCCCUCUUAUGGUCAGAGUUCAGCUCCAUCACUGAUGAAGCUGAGAAACUAGGAGAGCAAUAAAUACUGAAUUUAUAUUUAAGAGCAACAUAUUUACAGAUCUAAACUUUGCAAGAGUGCAUUCAGAAAGUAAAAUUUAAGUAGGAAUGAACUUAUGAACACAUAGAAUAAGAGGUAAUCCAAAUAUCUGUUACAUUUUUAAAAAGUAAUCUAUAGAUAUUGUAUUGCAUAUUAUUCACUUCUUCAUUUUCUAUCAAA
This is a messenger RNA of Oreochromis niloticus (Nile tilapia), 3349 nucleotides long. RefSeq names its product C-C chemokine receptor type 1. Bases 1430 to 2518 code for a protein of 362 amino acids. Gene Ontology annotation, molecular function: C-C chemokine receptor activity; C-C chemokine binding. Lineage: Eukaryota; Metazoa; Chordata; Actinopteri; Cichliformes; Cichlidae. The record is from RefSeq and is a predicted model, not a curated record. Gene Ontology annotation, cellular component: membrane; external side of plasma membrane. The transcript has 3 exons. Gene Ontology annotation, biological process: cell chemotaxis; positive regulation of cytosolic calcium ion concentration; immune response.